Xiphias gladius (swordfish) is the source of this 1728-nucleotide messenger RNA. It is a transcript of the gene cdca8, whose product is annotated as cell division cycle associated 8. The transcript has 11 exons. The record is from RefSeq and is a predicted model, not a curated record. Gene Ontology annotation, biological process: mitotic sister chromatid segregation. The coding region runs from base 135 to 974 and encodes 279 amino acids. Gene Ontology annotation, cellular component: spindle midzone; chromosome passenger complex; chromosome, centromeric region. Lineage: Eukaryota; Metazoa; Chordata; Actinopteri; Istiophoriformes; Xiphiidae.
UACCGUGACUCGUAGAAAACACGCGUCCUUAUUGGCUGUUCGGGGGUUUUGGCCCCUCCCCGCGCGUAGAUUUGAAAACGGCUUUGUGAAGAAGGAAGAGUCGAGGGUCGCCCGAGCAAAUACAAUAAUCAGACAUGGCUCCCAGGAAAAGGACCACCAAACAACGGAAAAACAACCCCAAGUCGGCCAAGCUAGAGGCUUUCCUGGAGGAUUUCGACAGCGAGGUGAAGACCAGAGUUGGACAACUGAAGGAGAAGAUCAACCAGCUGCUGAAAGAUGUUGACAACAGCUACAACAUGGCACUAAUUAAGCUCCCCAAGGCUGUCAGGUUGAUGCCCUGGUUGGAGCACUGCAAGUCCGAGAAACCAAAGACGCCAGAGGUGGACGAUACAAAGAGAGAAGAGGAAGCUGCUAUUGUUGAGAGCGUUGUGGCCGAGGACCACGCAGUCCUUCUGAAAUCAGUCAAGAAAACGUCAAAGAAAAACGGCAGAGUCAAAUCCGGUUCAGAGGAUGAAAACACACCGAGCACAACAAGGAAGGGGAAAGCUACAAGAAAGCCCCCAACUACAUCAAAAAGAGCAAAGGCACUGGCAGUCAGCAAGCAGAGUACCUCCAUCAGACGAUCGACCAGGAAGCCUUUGGUGACUCCUGCCAGGACCAUGCUAGAUUCUUCUUUGAUGAUGGGACCCACUCCCCUCAUCACCCCACGCUUCGACCCAAGGCUUCCUAAGACCCCUGCAGUGAGAGUUCCCCGCCACAAAGAGAGGGUCUAUAGCAUUUCAGUCAACGGCUCUCCCAUAGCAGCAGGAAAUGAGGACAUUGUCAUCAACGUCCCCGUCGGCAACGGAGAGAGCAUUCAGCUGUUGGCCAGUCAGAUGGACUCGGUGGACCUGUCCCUACUGGAUGAGACUGCCCUGAAGAGCAUUCGGCUGCUGCAGAAUCGCCUCACAACACUGUGUGAAAAAUCAGAGUGACCCAACCAUCUACUGCUCUGAAGAGAGAGGCCCAAUUACGAGACUAUAUUUUUUUCUGGAAAUUAGGUUUGAAAAAGUGAGGGGUUGUCUUUUAUACUUAUAUUUAACAUCAGAUAUUAUUUUUGAAUGGAGAGUACAGGUGUAACUACUGUCUUUUAUAGUGUUGCAGUUUGGUUUGUUUGAAGCCUUAAUGUUGCUUUUUUUUCCAUUAUCCUGUAUCUUUCUGUGAUCAGCCCUUAAGUGUUUUGUUAGCCCAGUUUGGCCUGCAGGAGUUUCUGAGGUCUGACGUGUAACCUCUGGUGUUUUUCCGCCCCAUUGCCCACCCCCACUCCACCAUAGCACCUGAAAGCCCUCCUGAAAUCUAGGGAAAACCCUGCGAGGCUAAAUCCUUGGGGAAAUCUGCCUAAUAUGUCUCUCAUUUUAGUGUUGUUCCAGUCUUUUAGACUCGUAAAGUCAAGCUUUUACUUCUUCUACCUUUGCAAGCCUUAUAAGACUUGUAAGAUUAUUUCACACUGAAACAUUUGUUCUUAUAGCCUGCAAAUACGAUUUUCUGUUCCUUCUUUGAUUCUUUUGUAAAUACACUCUAAUCCUACAUUUUCUUUUUUUGUUUCAUUUUGUUAUUGUUGAACUCAGUGACCCUCCAUGUUUCUAUAAAUCAGCUUGCAUUUGCGUUAUGUGUGCAAAUACAUACUUCAUGUACAUAGUUUAAUCUAUGUCUGCAAAACUGAUAAAGGAUUUUGACUACAGCUCUAAA